This is a messenger RNA of Siniperca chuatsi (mandarin fish), 4953 nucleotides long. RefSeq lists its product as uncharacterized. Gene Ontology annotation, biological process: mitochondrial fusion; intrinsic apoptotic signaling pathway in response to DNA damage; extrinsic apoptotic signaling pathway in absence of ligand. The transcript is spliced from 6 exons. The record is from RefSeq and is a predicted model, not a curated record. NCBI's taxonomy places the organism in Eukaryota, Metazoa, Chordata, Actinopteri, Centrarchiformes, Sinipercidae. Gene Ontology annotation, molecular function: protein heterodimerization activity; protein homodimerization activity; channel activity. The coding region runs from base 286 to 903 and encodes 205 amino acids. Gene Ontology annotation, cellular component: mitochondrial outer membrane.
GAACACUUACUUCAAUCAGAUUAGACUACAGCAGAGACGGCGUAUGCUAAUCUGGACAGUUUGUUAUGUGUGAUUUCUUUCAUGCUUGAUGCCUAAACGAGGCGUGCCAACCGGGGGUUACUGUGCGCUUCCGUGUCACUUCCUUGUUCCUCUGGAAGGCGAAAACUUUCCACGGAGCGGACUCGUCCCGAGUAGUGACUUUAUUCGGUCGAGCUAGCGCUAAAUGUUGGAACCAAACAUCUAAUUCCUCACUCAUCGCUCCGAGCUGACAGAAGGUUUGAAGCUAUGGCUGACAGCCGAGAAGAGGACACACAAGAAGGAGAGCAGGAGCCCCAGGGCGCCAUGGGUGGGGAAGAUGUCAUUGAUGAUCCCAUCCUGGAGCAAGGAGCAGUGGUCCUUAGAGGGUAUGUGAUUGAACGUAUAAACACAGAGGAGCCCGGUCGACACGUCUCCUCUGAGGAUCUGGGAGGAAGGCCAAAUGAACAACAGGAUCCACAAAUUAAAGAGGUGGUGGAACAGCUGCUCAAGAUUGCAGAGGAGCUGAACAGGAACGCUGAGUUCCAACGACUGGUCAACCAGGUUCAGGGCAACUGUGCUCAGGACAUCUUCAUGAAGGUGGCCAGGAGCAUCUUUGCUGAUGGCAUCAACUGGGGUCGAGUGGUGGCUCUCUUCCAUCUGGCCUACAGACUCAUAGACAAGGCACUGACCAGCAACCAUCUAGAGAACAUCAGAAGAGUCGUCAGCUGGGUUCUCCAGGUCAUCAGAGAGCAGCUCUACACCUGGCUCGUACAGCAGGGAGGCUGGGAGGGGGUGAUCCGUGGGUUUUCUCGGUGGAGAACAGUAGCAAUAGUAGCAUCAGUUGUAUUGGUGGCAACUAUUGUUUACUACAGGAAGACACGCUGAGAGCAUCAGACCUCACAACCAGGGCUGCAGUCCCAUCUCCUGGAUUAACGCAGCUUGUUAACAAAGACAGUUUCUGGACAUUAAUUACAACCACUCCUCAAUCUCCAUCUCAUUAACCAGAGGAGAUCAAGUACUGUACUUAGAUGGGGGAAACCUCCUCUCUUCUCAGUUCCAAGAACAGCCGGCUGUCCACCAGGCAUCUCCAUCAUCCUUCACCAGCAACUAUUCGGUACCUUUCAUGGAAUUACACGAGCUGCUGCAAAACACACUCCAGCAGCCAUGUUGGAGGUUCUCAGCUCUUGUGCAGCAGAGGCUGUCAGCAGAUGAUGGUGUUUAUGAAGAUGGGAUAUAGCUGUCUUCAAACCAAAACCCACAUCGGGUCAAACUUAAAUUUCUCCAGGUCUUGGGUCUGAGCAAGAUUUGGAUUAGACCUGAGAGGACAAGAAAAGACCUGAAAGUCUGAUGAUGACGACAACAACAACAACAACAACAACAUAUGCUGCAUCCUAAGUCAGCCAAUCAGAAUUCAACAAAUUACUAAGGUGAAUGUACUGUAGCUUCAUUAUGUUAGCUUGUGCUGGAAAUUUUAAUAAUGUUGUAUUUCGGCCAAGAGGUAGCCAUGUUGGCUCUUGCUAACCUUUUUUAGACACGUGCGUCUCUGCAACAGAAAAAAUGUCAUGGUUUUCCCAACUGUUGAGAGCUGGAUAAAGUAACAAAGGCAAGUGCCAUCUUGAUGCAAACCCAUGUGAACCACUUUUAAUGGACAGGACAAUCUCAGGUUCAGGUAGAUAACAGAUAAUCACAGUUUUCCUUUUCAGAUCAGAUAAAAAAUGUCAGACAUGGGAAGACCUCUACUUAGCUGCCUCAACAGAAUUCAAAAGAGUUGCAAAGUGGAAGGAUGAGCUGGUUUAAGAGGUAUAUAAAUUCCAACUCAGAAGUUUUUGUUCAACAAUAUCCUCAGUGUUCCUCACCAUGAAAAUACAGGCAUGUCCUGGCUACUGUAACGAUACCAUGGUUUAUAUUAUGGCCACCAGUUUUAAUUAUUUCAGUUUAGUUUUCUAAGAAACCGUGGUAGCUGUAGCACAUUGAGGGGCGAAUUCACAAAAGGAUUGUGGGGCUUUUGCGGCGGCUAAACCUGCAUAAAUACGACAAAAAGAAACAAAGGGUGAACUGCACCCCUCACUGCGCUGCCAGGCAUAUAGCGUCUCGGUGCUCCGGUGCUAUUUGCAAGUAUGUAAAUGAGAUAAUAUGCAUACAUUUGGUGCAAAAUUGGUCGCUUUCUAUGCAAAUGAGCCUCAUUGAAAACCAAGGUCAAAUUCACAAACACCAGCGCUAACAGCUACACGCAGUUAGAGUGAAAUUAUUAGCGUCUUCAGAGAGUUGGUGGUAAGUGAAGUGCAUUUAUAAGACUUUCCAGUGAUCGUGGCAGCAGUGAUUGUAGCCAGGAGAAGCAAUAGCGCAUCACAGUACAUCAUAUGCACACAGAGACAGCACAAUACCUGAUAUUCACCACGAGGGAAUGAAACUGUAGAACAACAUAAAACCUGCUGCUGUGAGACGAUGGUUACGCACUGUAACAGUCCAGCAGAGAGCAGCUCUACAUGCGCCGAGAGGCGUGAGGCAGAGCACACAGUUAAUAAAUAACAAUCACUCCAUUCGGAGUGAGUCACAGGAAAACGAGACGCAUCCCACAGAUAUAAAUGAAUGACAGAGCAGGGGGAGUAUUAGAUAAUUAGAAUAGUUACAUUAUCUAAGUUCUCUUUCAAAUCAAACAUCUCUUUCCACAUGACUGUGAAUCGGACCUUGAUUGCAAAUGAUGCGCAAUUCAUGGUGCCGUCUGCGGCCGCAGUUCAUUCUUUGUGAAUUCGCCCCUGAGAGUGCGUCAUUGUUGCAGUAGACCUUUUUAACAGCAGGCAUUUUGACAUUUCAUAGCACGAAAUGCACUGGUGUCAUUAAUAACUUUAACAAUGGCUGCAUACCAGUUGCCAAAUUCAUCCAAAAUUGACCCUGAAUCUGAAAGUGAACAAAUUGAAACUGCUCAUUGUAUUAUCAGAUUGUAAUCUUAAGCUCACAACAGAAUUUAAGCUCAGUUAUUGGAUGUUCAUUACUGAAAUACUUGUUCGGAGUUAUGGUUGACAUACCUCGUUAAGUUUUUAUGUACAGUCCUGUACCUUUUGACUUUUUAUAAAAAUAUUUUCUUAACACAGUUGCUAAACUUUUGUACUGAUGAUUUCAUGUCCAUCAUUUAACAAUCCAAUGGUGUCUAUGCAGAACAUGAGUGGAUGUCCUCCCAACACACAACUCCAUAGAUGUGGUGACGGUCCUUUAGAGGGUGAAGUGCUUUAUUGCUGGUGUUGAUUCUGUGUUUAGAGAGUCAGUCUAGUAAGUAACUAUUGUGUGUGUGGUCAGCUGACCAUCACUGUACUGUGAACACACCUGAAUUGCACACUGGCUCAAGUAUCUAGCUGAAACUCGUUAGCAGAUUCAUGUUAGCAUUAACAUUGCCUGCUUGGCUAACAAAGGCAAAACCCAACUGUUUUGUGUCCUCAACAAAAUGUGAAGAUAUUUGUCAGUGGCGGCUCAUGCUGUAGUGUGGACAAGAAGACUGACGUAGGCGUAACGGUUGUGGUUGUGUAAUUCUCUGUUCCAGCAGAGUUAAGACGCUAAUUUCUGUUGCCUCGGUCUUUCCGUGAUGGCCUCCUUGUAUGUGAAUGUAUUUGAUCACAUGAUAAAUUUGACAAAGGUUUCAGUUGUCAGACACCUGUAUCAGUAUAAAAUAGUGAUUUGACUGAGGAACUUGAUGCAGUAGACUAGAUACUGCUGUUAGCCUUGGUUAGCAAGUUUAUGACCCACCAUCACAUCACUUUGUCAUACCAUCCCAGUAUCACGCCAAAGCGUGUAAUAGACCCGCCGGUCCACUAGAGGAUACUGUGUCAGUGUCACGGUUUGCCUCGCCUCGGCGUAAAAAGCACAUGCUUGUAAGAAAGUGCAGUACGGAUGGGUCUGUUACACGCUUUGGCGUGAUACUGGGUCGGUCGUUCACAGAAUCAGAAAGAUGUAAAUGGCAAGACCAUAUGCAAAAUAAUGAGAGGCAAAGACAACAGAACAAACGUUCAAACUUUAACCUGCUGAUGACAAACCUACAGUAGCUGUUUGCCAAAAUGUUCCUUUUGUUGUUUGACGACAGAAAGAGAAGGAAGAGAAUACCUUUUCUUUCUUUUCCAUUUGUCUUCCACUGUGAAUGGCAAUAUUCUAGAGAACAAUCGGAAAAUGCUAAUCUGGAUGAAAACUGUUUUUUCAAAUUCAAUUUCAAAUCAAACCCACAUCAUUUGAGCCUGAGCUGGCUCGGGCUGAGCUGGCUAACUGUGUCACGUUGGUCUACAUUUGGAGACAUACAGCAUGUAGCUCAUUGUAAAAGCUGCUGUUACUGAAUCUAGGACUCCUCACCCAACAUCAGUCUAGUUUUCUUUUUCCAGCUUGGUUGCUAUGUGCAGUAUUUCAACUUCUCUCUCUCACUCUCACACACACACACACACACACACACACACACACACACACACACACUUCAACAGAUUUUGAUGAUGAACAGAUGCUGGUAGAUUUUUUACCUGUAAAACCUCUGCAGCUAUUUACAGUUUGUCCUUUAGUUUUUAAAUUUGUAAUAAUCUCUAUUUAGAUUUUUAAGGCGAACACACGAGGAGAAGGACCAGACUUUUAGAGUACAAGAACCCGUUCUCUACAGUUCUCUGGGAAAACUGGUUUAUAGAUAAAGAAGUCAUUAUUUAAACUAAUUCUUUCUGCUUAUUGCAAUGUGUAAGGGUCAGAUGAUUUGAUGGAUGGUUUCUAUAGGAACAGACAGUCCCUGUUAGCCACACAAGCUUUUGCCAAGUAUUUUUGCUACCAAAUUGAUUGUGCACUUUUAAAAGGGAUAUCACACUAUUUUAUCUGCUCUUCUAUUUUUUUAAAUAUGACUUGAUGAUUAUUUAAUUGUUAGAAAAAUGAUCUGAUUGGACUCCAUUUCUGUGAAUAAAUUUAAAAUGUGUUAUACCA